This is a messenger RNA of Trifolium pratense (red clover), 2201 nucleotides long. Its product is annotated as probable glycosyltransferase At5g03795. The record is from RefSeq and is a predicted model, not a curated record. The transcript has 6 exons. NCBI's taxonomy places the organism in Eukaryota, Viridiplantae, Streptophyta, Magnoliopsida, Fabales, Fabaceae. Bases 340 to 2097 code for a protein of 585 amino acids. Gene Ontology annotation, molecular function: glycosyltransferase activity.
GGUACUAUAAAUGUUGUCACGUUGUUCUUAAUUCAUGUUGUUUGUUGGAAUGCUAAAAUAACUCCGUUAAAGGAACUUCCAAUUUUGGAAUCAGUGACAAAAUACUUAACUCCGUUUUCUUAUAUUUUUUCUUCUUUCAAUAUAGUAUUAAAUAAUUCUACAAGCAACUCAAGUUUGUGUUUGUUCUCAAACUGCAUGCAAAGAAAAGACAAGAAAAAGAACAAAUCUUGGAACCUUUUGUUGAUGAACUUCAAGUUAACUCAUCUUUGUAUCAAAUAAGAGGUGAGAUAAGCUGAUUCUUGUCAAAAUUGAUGGUAUAGUUGAAGAAUUUAAGCAAAAAUGGGUGGAGAUUUUGUGUCAAUGUUUCAGCUAGAAACAAAGAAAUUACUAUGGCUUAUUGGAAUUACUUUUGCAAUGAUCUUAUCUUUUCAGUAUCUUGAGCUUCCAUAUGGCAAUGUUCUAUUCUCUCUAUUCACUUCUAACAAAAUACCAAUAUCUCAAACUAUAGAUACCAACAAAACUAUUGUUAACAAUGUCACAAUUUUCAAUCAAGAAAACUCUACUAAUGAAUUUACCAUUGAGAAAGCUAAUGCAACUAAGGAUAGUGUUUCGAUAACUGGUUUUUUAUUGGAACCAGGAUUUGAUGAGUCUAACAAAAGUUCAAUAGUGGAUGAUAGUGUUAAGAGUUUAGGUAAUGUAAGUAAUGCACAAAAGGUAGAAGAAAAUGUUGUAUCAACAAAUUUAACUCAAGGUUUUGAUUCUACGAAAAAUGUGAGUCCGAAUGUAACAACUGCAGUGUUAUCAAAUGAUGAUAACAAGUCAUCAUUAUCUCAGAAAUCUAUUAGUCCUGUGCCUAAGGAGAAUCAAGAAACUCAUGCAACAAUUCCACAAGUCACAACGGUGUCCGAAAUGAAGAAGUUGUUGCUUCAGAGUCAUGUGUCGUAUCGAUCAAUGAAGCCGAGGUGGUUUUCAGAUGUUGAUCAAGAGUUACUGCAAGCAAGAUCAGAGAUUGAAAAUGCACCAAUUGUAAAGAAUGAUCCGAAACUCUAUGGUCCUAUUUAUCAUAAUGUUUCCAUGUUCAAGAGGAGCUAUGAGUUAAUGGAAGAGAGACUCAAAGUGUAUGUAUACAAAGAAGGAGCUAGACCUAUAUUGCAUUCGCCAUUUCUCACAGGAAUCUAUGCUUCUGAGGGAUGGUUUAUGAAGCUGAUGGAAGCUAAUAAAAGAUUUGUAACAAAAAAUCCAAAGAAGGCUCACCUGUUUUACUUACCUUUCAGUUCUAGGAUGUUAGAGGAAACUUUGUAUGUAAAGGAUUCACACAGUCACAAGAAUCUGAUUCAAUAUCUACAUGAUUAUGUAGACCUGAUUGCGGCGAGAUAUUCUUUCUGGAACAGAACUGGAGGUGCUGAUCAUUUUCUUGUUGGUUGCCAUGAUUGGGCUCCAUCAGAAACAAAGUUGCGCCUAACUAACUGCAUAAGGUCCCUCUGCAACGCCGAUGUGAAAGAAGGAUUUGUCUUCGGUAAAGACGCGUCUCUUCCAGAAACCUACGUCCGAAACGCUCAAAAUCCAACUAGGGAUCUUGGUGGCAAUACAUUUAAAAAGAAGACAGUACUGGCCUUUUUCGCAGGGAGCAUGCAUGGUUAUGUGCGACCAAUUCUAUUAAAGCACUGGGAAAAUAAAGAUCCUGACAUGAAAAUCUUCGGAAAAUUGCCAAAAGCGAAAGGAAACAGUAACUACAUUCACUACAUGAAGAGUAGCAAGUACUGUAUUUGUGCAAGAGGGUAUGAAGUGAAUAGUCCAAGAGUUGUGGAAGCUAUUUUCUAUGAAUGUGUUCCGGUUAUUAUAUCUGAUAAUUUUGUGCCACCUUUUUUCGAGGUUUUGAAUUGGGAAUCCUUUGCUGUUAUUGUAUUGGAGAAGGACAUUCCAAAUUUGAAAAAUAUACUACUUUCAAUUCCAGAAAAGAGAUAUCUAAGAUUGCUUAUGAGGGUAAAAAAGGUACAACAACAUUUCUUGUGGCACAAGAAUCCUGUCAAGUAUGAUUUAUUUCAUAUGAUCCUUCAUUCUAUUUGGUAUAAUAGAGUUUUCUCUGCCACUAGCUAGAUAACUACUUGAAUAUAAGGUCAUUUAUUGUGUAUAUCUUUUGAGUGUUUGGUGUAAAUAAAAUUUCUCUAUAUUUUUCCUGUGUGCAAUAAUUGAUUAUUUGA